Messenger RNA from Physella acuta, 835 nucleotides. Its product is annotated as calcyphosin-like protein. Gene Ontology annotation, molecular function: calcium ion binding. The record is from RefSeq and is a predicted model, not a curated record. Lineage: Eukaryota; Metazoa; Mollusca; Gastropoda; Physidae.
UCCCAAGGACUGAUUCGUUUUUUGUGUGUCGCCAUUUGCUUGUUACACCUGCCAACAUUUGGAUUCGGCAACUUAAAAAACAUAGAUCAGGAGUAAAACAAUGUUAUAGUGUAGAUCAAUAUUUUCUAGAUUAACUUAAGAGAUUCUUCUUUGGAUAAAACAGUGGGUGUUUUAUAUCAGUUAAUUGUAUUUAAUAAAAAUAAAGAUGUCUAAUAGUGAUUUAGCCAAACGACAGACCGUACCGAUUUCAAAGCAGGACUGUCAUGGCGGUGACUCGAGCAAGAGAAGCGAAACUCUGCUGAAGGCAGUGAGGGACAAGUGCCUAGCCAAGGGCAGCCAGGGCAUCCACGAGCUGGGCAUCAUGUUUCGCCAUCUGGACAUCGACUACAACAAGAGGAUCACCAUAGACGAGAUGAAGGAGAAGUUCCAGGAGUUUGGGAUCACGUUGUCACAGGAGGAACUGUUGGAGUUUUUCAGAAAUCUCGACACGGACGGGAGCGGGGGCGUGGACUUUGUGGAGAUGAUGACGGCACUCAGGCCGACCAUGAGCGAGAGCCGGGUCAAGGUCAUCAACGAGGCCUUUGACCUCGUCGAUUCCGGGAAAAAUGGAACCAUCGAGGUGGAUGAGAUUAGGGUUGUGUACGCUGCCAACGCCAGACGACACCCCAAAUUCGUGUCCGGUGAAUGGACGGAAGAGCAGACGUUACGCUACUUUCUGGACAGCCUCGACACACCCGGAAGUCCGGACGGCAAAGUGACCAGACAGGUAGCUUCUGAUCGUCUGUUGAUGGUUGUUUAUCGUUGUCCUUUUUCUCUCGUCAAGUUUCAAAUUUAA